Menidia menidia (Atlantic silverside) is the source of this 1983-nucleotide messenger RNA. The record is from the annotation of a GenBank genome assembly. NCBI's taxonomy places the organism in Eukaryota, Metazoa, Chordata, Actinopteri, Atheriniformes, Atherinopsidae.
AUGGAGAUGCAAAUGGGUGACUUUGACAGCGGCUCGGUGAAGGUGGCCGAGUGGCAGCAGACCAUGUACGGACUGGACUCCGGCAUCCAGUCCGGGGCCAACACCUACAGGGAGGACGAGGACUACAGCACCACCAAGCACUACACGGUGACCACCACCGUCACAUCCGACCACCCCGACUUGGAUGCCCAGUACUCGAUGACCAGAGCCCAGCGGGUGCGAGCCGCCAUGUUCCCGGAGACGCUGGAGGGGGGAACCACCAUCCUGUCCACUCAGACAGACCAGGGCCAGAUGACCAACGUCCAGCGGCUGGCCGAGCCCUCGCAGAUGCUGAAGACCGCCAUCAUCCACCUGAUCAACUACCAGGACGACGCCGAUCUGGCCACGCGGGCCGUGCCCGAGCUCACCAAGCUGCUCAACGACGAGGACCAGGUGGUGGUGAGCAAGGCGGCGCAGAUCGUCAACCAGCUGACGCGCAAAGAGGCGUCCCGCCACGCGCUGAUGCAGUCGCCCCAGAUGGUGGCGGCGGUUGUCCGGGUGAUGCAGAACACCAGCGACAUGGAGACGGCGCGGGCCACAGCCAGCAUCCUCCACAACCUGUCCCACCAGAGGGAGGGGCUGCUCGCCAUCUUCAAGUCGGGAGGGAUCCCCGCUCUCGUCCGCAUGCUCAGCUCCCCCAUUGAGUCGGUGCUCUUCUACGCCAUCACCACCAUCCACAACCUGCUGCUGCACCAGGAGGGAGCCAAGAUGGCCGUGCGCCUGGCCGACGGGGUCCACAAGAUGGUGCCCCUGCUGAAGAAGACCAACCCCAAAUUCCUGGCCAUCACCACAGACUGCAUGCAGCUGCUGGCCUACAACAACCAGGAGAGCAAGGAAUUACAACUACGAGAAGCUCCUGUGGACGACGAGCCGCGUGCUCAAAGUGCUCUCCGUGUGCCCCAGCAACAAACCCGCCAUUGUGGAGGCCGGUAUGACGGCCUGGACAGCCUGCUGCAGCUGCUGGUGGGCUACCUGCGGUCGGACGACCUGCACAUGCUGACCUGCGCCACGGGCAUCCUGUCCAACCUCACCUGCAACAACGCCCACAACAAGUCCCUGGUCACCCAGUCCAACGGCGUGGAGGCGCUGAUCCACACCAUCCUGCGCGCCGGCGUGAAGGAGGACGUGACGGAGCCGGCCGUGUGCGCCCUGAGGCACCUGACCUCCCGCCACCAGCAGGCCGAGCUGGCCCAGAACGCCGUCAGGAUCCACUACGGCAUCCCCGCCAUCGUCCAGCUGCUGAACCAGCCCUACCACUGGCCCGUCAUCAAGGCUGUGGUGGGCCUGAUCCGUAACCUGGCCCUGCUCCCAGAGAACCAGGCCCCCCUGAGAGACGCCGGAGUCAUCCCCCGCCUCGGCAACCUGCUCAUCAUCUCCCACAAGCAGGCCCAGAAACUGGACCCCUCCAACACCAACCAGCAGAACUUCCAGGAUGGAGGAGAUUGUGGAGGGCUGCACAGGAGCUCUGCACAUCCUGGCCAGAGAUCCCAUCAACAGAGCGGAGAUCGGCAACCUCGAGAUCAUUCCUCUGCUCGUCCAGCCACUUACGCUGCAGCUGUGCUCUUCCGCAUGUCCGAGGAUAAGAACCCGGAGUUCAAGAAGCGCAUGUCUGUGGAGCUCACCCACACCCUGUUCAAGCACGACCCCACUGCCUGGGAGAUGGUGAGUGUGUGGCGCCCCCUGCUGCCCGGAGGCAAAACACCACAAGUCCUUAACCGGGUUCUUCCCGUUUUGACUUUAGCGCCCGCAACGCCCCCCCCCAUGGACGGAGGAUACCCAGAUGAGUACAGAGCGGAGGAGGCGCUGAUGUGGAGUUCAGUGGGACAAAGAGGAGGCGUGUAUAAUUUACUGGAGACAGCUUUAUUUCCUCUGAGGUUUCGGCUGAAGUCUUUGGGCCUGGAGGUGUGUGAACACACACUUAAGACCAGAAAACUGACACAAUAA